Panicum virgatum (switchgrass) is the source of this 1040-nucleotide messenger RNA. RefSeq lists its product as uncharacterized. The transcript has 2 exons. Bases 106 to 747 code for a protein of 213 amino acids. The record is from RefSeq and is a predicted model, not a curated record. Lineage: Eukaryota; Viridiplantae; Streptophyta; Magnoliopsida; Poales; Poaceae.
GCAGUCUGCAGAGCAAACGCGCAAACGAGGAAGAGAGGUGCGCCAUUGCCAACGACCGCCGCCGAGAAAGGAAACCAGUAGAGAGGCCAGGAGGCCCGCGUGGGGAUGGCGGCGGACGUGAGCUCUGUGGCCAGGCUGCUCCGCGGAGAGGCGGGCAAGAAGGGCGGGCCGGAGAUUGUGACGAUGGAUCUUCUGAGCAGCUGCGGCGGCGGCGGCGGCGCCGCGGAGGACGAGGUGGUCGACCUCGAGGUCUCGGUGCCCGCCGGGUUCGAGCGACGGCUUGACCUCCUGUCCGGCAGGACGUUCCUGACCCCUCGUCACCCGAGCGUCCUGGACGGUCACCAAGACCUCAACCUUCCUCCGCCGGCCGCGCCGGCGUCAGCGCCGCCAACGACCACGGCCGCGGUCUGCACCCUCGACAUGGUCCGCUCCGCUCUGGUGCGUGCUGCCGCCGGGAGGACCGCCACCUCGCCGGCAACGUCGACCACAUCGUCCGCGUCCACCUCAUCGUCGUCUUCCUCCGCGGGAAAGCGCAACAGGUCGCCGCCGACCGCCGCGACCCCCGCGAUGCGCGCAGCCGCGUGCCCAUCCUGCCUCACCUACGUGCUCAUCGCCGAGGAGGACCCCCGCUGCCCGCGUUGCGCGGCGAGGGUGCCACCACUCCGCGGGAAGUCCGCCGCCGAUGACGACAGCAACGGCAAGAAGCCGAGGAUCGACCUGAAUGCGGCUGCCGAUGAGACCGAGUGAAUGGAGGAAGAGAGAAGCGGAAACUUAAAAGAAAAAUAGAAAUCGGAAAAUGGAGAUCUUUAGGCAGCAUCUUGUCUGAUAAGAAUUUCCUGAUUAUAGUAUAUUAGGGGGUUCUAUAUUUGUAGAGUAUGAUCAUAGGAUCAAAACAGCUGGAGUAGAAGUUGGACUACUUCUCUCAAUUUAGGCUGUUAUUUAAUUUCUUCGUUUUUGUUAAAGUCUUCAUUAUGUACAAAAUAAUAGUUGUCUCCAUUUUUGUUGGUUUAGUAAAAUGUUUUCAUACUAGUUUGGAUGCA